Funneliformis caledonium is the source of this 512-nucleotide messenger RNA. The record is from the annotation of a GenBank genome assembly. NCBI's taxonomy places the organism in Eukaryota, Fungi, Glomeromycota, Glomeromycetes, Glomerales, Glomeraceae.
AACAACUAGAAACUCGUAGAAUUGUAAAGGAUAUGAACACUAAUAAAAGAGAUUUGGUAAAGGAAUUAGAAAUAGUAUUGGCUGAAGAGACCUUGGCGAAAAUAUCAGAUAAUGAUAAAUAUCUAUCGAUCCCAUCAUCAAGUCACGAUCCCUACUCAGAUAAAGACAAAAGUUCAGUCAAGGUUGAAAACAAGAUAAUAUUGGAUUCAAGAUUUGUCUGGUUAUUAUACAAAACACGAAUUAAAGAUGUUGAUAGAUGGUAUGAUACAUAUUGCUAUAAACUUCAUACAUAUAUUGUAAAACUUGCUAAUGAAUUCAAAGUAACAUAUGAAUGUGAAUUAAGUGAAUUUAUUAGUAAAGAUAAAUGGUGUCAAAUAUUUCAUCUGCAUCUAAAGGCAACAGAUCAACAAAUAUUAAGAAGAAAUCCUAUUAUUAUUGAAAGACUUGAUACUUUUACAUAUCAAAUUGUUAAAGCUAUUAUAAUUAUUCAAUCAAACAAAACAAAUACAUAA